AGUUGUAUGGUUGACUUCAUAAAUGUGACAGGGAAAAGCGCAGCGGCCAUCUUGUGGUCAGUGGCUUCAUUGCAAGUUGAAGUUCGGGUGCUGCUCUCGCGAUAUUUGCCUGGACCCAAACAGGAAGUGAGACAUGGCAUCAGUGUUCGGUGGAAUAGAGGGUGGAGGGACCCACUCUAAAGCCAUCCUGGUGUCUGGAGAUGGGAAGAUCCUGGCAGAGACUGAAGGACCAUCUACCAACCACUGGCUGGUGGGGGUGGACAAAUGCAUUGAAACUAUAAAUGACAUGGUGCAGAGAGCCAAGACGGCAGCAGGACUGGAUCCAAAUACGCCGUUGUACUCACUGGGCAUGUCUCUGAGUGGAGGUGAGCAGAAGGAGGCCAUUGACAAGCUGAUUGUUCAAAUGAAAGAAAAAUUCCCCAGUCUCAGCCAGCACUACUUUAUUACCACCGACGCCGUUGGAGCCAUGGCUACUGCAACCGAUCAGGGAGGUAUCGUGCUCAUAUCAGGGACAGGCUCAAACUGCAAGUUAAUCAACCCCGAUGGCUCACAGAUUGGCUGUGGAGGCUGGGGUCACAUGAUGGGUGAUGAAGGAGCAGCAUUCUGGAUCGCUCACUUGGCUGUGAAGACGGUGUUUGAUGCCAAAGACAAACUGGCUCCUCCUCCUCAUGACAUUACACAUGUCAGAAAAGCCAUGGAGGAGUACUAUCAGGUGUCAGAUUUGAUGGGCAUGCUGCCACACCUCUACAGAAACUUCCAGAAGUCGUAUUUUGCUGGUUUCUGUAAGAAGCUGGCUGAAGGUGCAGAGGCAGGUGAUGCUCUCUGUCAGUAUGUGUUCAUUCAGGCUGGGAGAGUCCUGGCCAAACAUGUAGAUGCUGUCUUACCUGAAGCACAGGAGUCUCUGUUGAAUGGUGACCUCGGUCUACCCAUCCUGUGUGUGGGGUCAGUAUGGAAGAGCUGGAACUUUCUAAAACCAGGAUUCACUGAGGUGCUGAAUGAAGUGGCAUCAUCUGACAAGUUCAAAGGUCGUUUCCGUGGCUACAGCCUCUUGGUGUUGCAGCAGUCGUCAGCCCUCGGCGGCGCCAGUCUCGGGGCUCAGUCGUUAGGGGAGAAAAUAACGAUGGAUUACACUGCCAAUGCAAAAGUCUUCUACCAACACACCUUCAGCAGCAGCCAAUGAGACUUCAUACACAUUUCAUGAUUCUUGGCAUAUGAUUCCAAUAAUGUUUGUGUAAUAAUUAUAUGGAAAUAUGCAGAUUUUUGUUGACUAAUCAGCUGACUUUUACCUCUCUGGGAAAAGGUAUAAGUUGUGGUGUUGAAGUACUGUCUAAACAAAUCUUUGUACUUUUGAACAGCUGUUUACACUUGAGUUUGUUUUUGUUUUUUUUUCUAAUAAAAAUACGGUUGAAGGAAAACUCAGUGUUGCAAAUAAUGUAGAUGUAUUUAUGACACAAAUGAGUCGAACAUUCCCACAACUUCUGUCACUACAGAAAAGGGCAUCGUUCUAGUAGAAUUUUGUUUUUAUUCCAAAAA
This is a messenger RNA of Sphaeramia orbicularis (orbiculate cardinalfish), 1533 nucleotides long. RefSeq names its product N-acetylglucosamine kinase (gene nagk). Gene Ontology annotation, molecular function: N-acetylglucosamine kinase activity. The record is from RefSeq and is a predicted model, not a curated record. Bases 134 to 1180 code for a protein of 348 amino acids. The transcript has 10 exons. NCBI's taxonomy places the organism in Eukaryota, Metazoa, Chordata, Actinopteri, Kurtiformes, Apogonidae.